Messenger RNA from Oncorhynchus keta (chum salmon), 4875 nucleotides. RefSeq lists its product as uncharacterized. Gene Ontology annotation, molecular function: DNA-binding transcription factor activity, RNA polymerase II-specific; RNA polymerase II cis-regulatory region sequence-specific DNA binding. The record is from RefSeq and is a predicted model, not a curated record. The transcript has 10 exons. Gene Ontology annotation, biological process: regulation of transcription by RNA polymerase II; anatomical structure development. Bases 196 to 1716 code for a protein of 506 amino acids. NCBI's taxonomy places the organism in Eukaryota, Metazoa, Chordata, Actinopteri, Salmoniformes, Salmonidae.
UGAAACAUUGGAUGCCAACCACCGUUAAACCUCGUCGAAGAUCAAGAAGAAGAAGCAGUUACUGUGGGAACUUCCUGUUUGUAGUGUGACCGGAAGUGGAUAAAAACAUUGGAGGGAACGAAAAAUAUUCUGACAUCUGUUGAAAAGGACAACAUAGUCUGGACAACCUACCUUGUGUCCAGCAGCCAGAUCACCAUGGCGAAAAGGAGGAGCCUGUCCAACCUGGUGGUGUCUUGUAAGUGGGCGUCCUGCACCUUCAAAGGCCACUGCAUGGAGGAGCUCAGUGAACACAUGUCACUGCACCUGAAGGAUCACCUAGGAGACAGAGAUGCUAUGGAAGAACUAGAUGACUAUGCAUGUCUGUGGGAGGGCUGUGAGUUCCUGGCUAUGGGCAGCCCCAGGGAGCUGGAGAUCCAUGCUCACUUCCACACCUUCCACAGCAAACUCAAGUUCAUUGGGGAGCAGAUGCUCAAGUCCCACCCCAACUUCCCCAGCUGUACCCAGGACCUCCACAGCAACAACCUGGUCCCCGAGAUCUCAGAGGGACUUGUGUGCCAGUGGGAGCACUGUGAUAGUACAUUUAACAACCCGGAGUGGUUCUAUCGGCAUGUGGACAUGCACGCUCAUUGCACUGGUCUCUCUCCUCUCCCAGACCAGCAGCAGGCCAUCUUCUGCAGCUGGAAAGGUUGUGAUGCAUUCUUUAAGAUCAAGUACCGUCUGCGGGAGCACCUGCGCAGCCACACUCAGGAGCGUCUGGUGGCCUGCCCCACCUGCGGCUGCAUGUUCUCCAGCAACACCAAGUUCUUCGACCACAUCCACAGACAGGCCGAGCCAGAGGAGUCCCUGGUGUGUGAGCAUUGUGACAAAGGCUUUGCCAAUGAGAGACUGUUGAGAGACCAUGUACGACAACAUGUGAACCAUAUCAAGUGUCCCCUAUGUGACAUGACCUGCACCUCUCUCGCCACUCUGAAGAUCCAUAUCAAGUUCCGCCACUGUGACGAGCGACCCUUUCCCUGUGACUUCUGUGAGAGCAGCUUUAAGAACCAGCACGACCUGCGGAAGCACAUGGAGACACAUAAUGAGGGGGCGGCCUACCACUGCUCUGUGGAGGGCUGUGACUACUCCUCCCGCAUGGCCCACACCAUGAACCAGCACUACAAGAGAGUACACGAGGGUGGAAUGGUCUCAAAAUACAAGUGUCAUCUCUGUGACAGAACCUUCUCUUGGUGUUACACACUCACUCUCCACCUGCGCAAGAAACACCACCUGAAAUGGCCCUCUGGACACUCCCGCUUCAGAUACAAGGAGGAUGAAGAUGGCUACCUGAGGCUGAACAUGGUGCGUUACGAGACAGUGGAGGUGACUCAGGAGAUCAUGAAGAACAUGGCUAAGAAGAGGACGCCCCAUAAGGGCCCCGGGUCCAGCAGCCGAGCCAAGAGAGCUGCCACCCGGGCAGCCAGGAGUCAUGGCUCUCCCCCUGGCUCCUCCUCCCCCUCCUCUUGCUCCUCUUCCUCAGAGCUCUCUGCAGGGGAGGAGAUGUCAGCCCAGCCCAGCCCCAGGAGCAGUGACUCACCUGUGUACUGUGUACUGAGUAACGUGUCUGAUAUGGGGGAUGACCCCGACGCAACCCGGGACGGCUCUGACUCCUGCGGGCCCUCGGGUGCUGUGAGGGCCCUGACUGAGGUGGCCAGGGGUCUGGGGAUGGAUGUGGUGUGAUCACACACAGACCCUCCUUAUUCUAGUGGUCCAAGUAAACUAUUGACGUUACCACAUUGUUGUCUCCAACCUUGAUCCUGUAGACUAAAGUAGUGAUACCAACUUGAAUUGUAUCUCAAUGAAUAGGAAUAUUCCAUUCGAUGAAUGCAGCCAUUCAUAUCUAACGCACUGUCAUUCCUUUGUGAAAUGUGCACUUGGUUGAAGAAAUACAGAUCCAGUAUCUUCUCAGGACCAGUGUUGGAGACCACUAAUGUAGCAUUACUGAAUCACUCCAUUGUUACAGCUGUGCUGCAUGUAUGAUGGCUGGGCUUAACCUGGGAUGGACUGUUUAUUAAAGUUCACUAAAUGUUAGUAUCUCUGGAAGAGAUGUGACAAGUUGACAAGAAUGUGAGGACUGUUAGUGCUUACUAUCCCUGAUCAAAUGUUUUUAUUUGUUAGUGUUUUACAGUAUUAUCUUUAAUGCGGCGAGGGCGUUGGCAGCAUCAGAAUGUGACCCCAUUGACAGCAGUUUUGAAAUCACCUCAGGUUUUUAGUGUAGAAGUCUCAGGUCACUUUUUUUUUUUUUUUUUUUUAGGUUUUCCUUUGUGGUCACUGGAUAAUCUGAUUUCAUUAAUGCUGUAGCUUAUGAUUUGACCAAGUUUUUUUAGAUUUAAGUUUUGUCAGUUAUAUUUUUGUAUGUCCAUUUUAGGAACAGUAACCAGACUAACUCAUGAGUUAACAUUUUAUGAACGAAUUUGCACUUUUAUGUUGAACAAAAUCAUUGUUCAUCAAUUUACAGGUGUUUUAAAGGAUGUAAAUCGUUUUUCAACACAGUAGUUUGUCCUAUAUCUGUGUCAUACAGGUAAUAAUCAGAAUCACAGAAUUUGUCUUGAAGCAGGACCUUACAGAGUUACAGUUCUAAGGCAAGCAAGCUCACAGAAUAGCGUCCUCUGAUUUCUGUCAUUACGAGGUAGUCCUGUGGGGCGCGCCAGACAAUGGGAGAGAGAAGGGGACCAGAGGCACCAGUGUGCUUAAGGACCCAGGGGGAAGAGUUCUGUUGGGGAGGCUACUCUGAGGGCUCUGUGAGACCCACCAUGGAAAUAUGUGUCACUUGGAAUAGGUGGAGGUCAGGAGGCUGGGAUGGGUGACAUGGCCUCCCAUGGUGACGGAAUGGAGGCUGUGCUGGUAGUAUUCCUCUCUGAGCAUAGUCAGACGCUAUCUCCAUGAGGUAAGCCCUCUCCUGCUGCUUCAGGGCCAGUGAUGGGGUGGGUGCGGAAAGCCGUGAUGUGUGUCUCUGUAUGACCAGUUUGCUGCCUUCAACAGCCUGGCUCCCACUACACCACGUGGAGGAUGGGUUUGAGGGUCAUCAUUGAAAUCCUGGUCAUCCUCUCUCUGCCGCUUCAUCUUCUUGGCCUUUAUGUAGUUUUCACACUCAAGCCCUCUCUUCCUGACUCCCAGCUACGGCUGCCAUUGGACCGCUGAUCAGGUUUCAAGGUCAUUGUCUGAGGAACAGACUUCUCUUUAGCCCGGUGAAAUGUCAAGAGUCCCUGCAACAUUGUGGCCUUGAUGUUUCUCCACUAAGUACUGUUUCUCCUCCAUCUUCUCUCUGGGUAGGUGCAGCUGCUUUCCCCAUUCCCUGUCCUGAGGUUUCCUGCUUGAAUCUUCCUGGUCGUUCAGGUUAUCAUUCAGAGGACAGGGGUGUCUUCUGCUGCCUGCUCCAUCACUCAGGAGUUACUCCUACUUCUCCAUUUGGUGCAUUUAGAUUGUCUUUGUGAUAGAUCAUGGGAUAGUCUGUUUUUAAGAGGAGGAAGAAUAAGCAAGUCAAAGAAAUGUUAGUUUCAAAAGGCAAUUCCCUCCUUUAUGAUUAUAUUGUCACAAUACUGAACCAAUGCUGAAGGGAGACUGAAGGUACUACUCACUUAAUGCUAGGAUUGCCAUUCCACCAAAUGCUGUGGCACUCAUUGUCCCCAAAACUCCAAAUGAAGGAUGUGUACUGUGACUCUGGAGCAGGAGAACAAUGGGAAAAUGCUAUGUUGAGUAAUUUCUGUCUGUGUUAGAUUACAGUACUCUAGUGAGAUAAGUCAUCUUUUUAAGGAGGUUAAGUCUUUGGUCUCUGUCCUCACCUUGGUUAGAGAAUGGGGUGGAGGACUGAAUACGGUCCCGCUGAUGGUGGAUGGCUUGAAUCAGGUCAGGACCAGCAGGCUGAGUCAGAAACUCCGGCUUGAUACCGAAGUGGAUUGCUUGUGAGGUCACUUGCAUUUUCUGCUGAGAAAUGGAAGGACAGACAGAUAUAGUGCCAGUUAUGUGUGGCUUAGAUACAAAUGAUAAUUUUGGGAUUUUAUACACAUUUUAGUGGAUGUUCAACACAUUUUCAUACCUUCACCCGCAGUUUAUGGUGGUGGAUCUGCUAUGCAAUGCGGACAUGCAUUGUAUGCCAUCUUCCUGGUCUCUGAGAGAAUAUCCAGUUCAGUUGGUCGAAACAGAACACAAAACGCUUUUCAAAUGAGAACAUUUUGGCGAUACUCUUAUGAUUGAAAUGAUGAAAUUAAAAUGAUCUAAAGGGUACUCUUGGGAUUCUUCUCACACAAGUAGGUGCUUGUGUGACCCAAUCCUAGGUCCUGGUGCCAUGUCUAGAACAUUUGAUGUCUGACAAAGACAAGGAAAUGUAGACUUCUGAUCACACACUACUAACUCAUGACACCAUAACUUGAUGAUACCUAAAUACUAUAUAUUUUGCCUCUGCCCCAACUUCCUUACUUCCCAUUACUCUCUUUUCCACUGGUACCUUGGGAGGGUGGAAGGCCCCCUGCAGGGAGCUGAAGGGUCCUGGGUGCCAUGGGGGCCAACCCUGGCAUCACAUGUGGAUGGGUCUGCUGUAGAGUAAAGAAAAGCAGUGUAUGAGAGAGACUUACAUUGUGUCUGUAGAAGGGAUCCACAUUAGUUGAGAAUUUGACAAAAUAAAAAAAGAACAUUCAUUAGAUUUGUACAGGUUUCAUCAACAUAAUUGAUAUAAAACUGUAGAACUUCAAAUCAAAUGUUAUUUGUCACAUGCGCCGAACACAACAGGUGUAGUAGACCUUAGUGAAAUGCCUACUUACAAGCCCUUAACCAACAAUGCAGUUAAGAAAAUACCUUAAAGUAAGAAGAAUAACAAACAAUUAAAGAGCAGCUUUAAUUUAA